Lasiodiplodia theobromae is the source of this 462-nucleotide messenger RNA. Its product is annotated as Transcription factor jumonji/aspartyl beta-hydroxylase. The transcript has a single exon. NCBI's taxonomy places the organism in Eukaryota, Fungi, Ascomycota, Dothideomycetes, Botryosphaeriales, Botryosphaeriaceae. The record is from RefSeq and is a predicted model, not a curated record. Bases 1 to 462 code for a protein of 153 amino acids.
AUGAGGAUCUUGCAGUACAUUUGUGAAGUUGCCAACACAGAACUACUACGCAAAAUCAGGGAUAUCAUCCACGAGCCAAGAAAAGUCAAAGAGUCUGCAGCUCACACGGAUCGAGUUAUCAACCUCUACGUUCGGAUCAGAAAGUUCGACAAAAUCUCCAUCUUGGCGCAGUCAGCCAAAUACAAAUGCCAGCUGCUCUAUUACGAGAAUUUUGAGACGGACGUAUCUUCCAAGAAGGCUCAGAUGCAGGCCGAGAAACAGAAGUACGAUGUCAAAAGAAUGGCCAACCGGAGGAGAGGCUUGCCAUUACCGGUUCGGGGCGAAGAAAGCGGGAAAAGUGGGCAGAGUGCCGAUGCCUCCGUGAGGGACGAGUAUACUGACAAGAUCGCAUCCCAGACGGGUUUGAAUAGAGUCACUGUGCGGACUGAGCUCAACCAGAAUCUAAGGAAGGUAGAAUACUGA